CGUUCUUUCAUUAACCUUGGUCUUUGGGCUCCUUUCACCACGCACUGGAGGAGGUGUUUAACCAGCUGGGCGGGUAGUGCUGUGGCCUGCAAGGUUUCCGGGCGGAGUCGGCAUUCCUGGGAGGGGCAUGGACGCAGGGCGCUCUGCAGAGAUGGUGGAAGGUCCAGGCUGUACUCUGAAUGGAGAGAAGAUUCGGGCGCGAGUGCGACCAGGCCAAGCGGUGACCGGCGUGCGGGGACGCGCUCUGCAGAGCCUGGUGGGCGCUGCUGUGCUCCCCGGAGCCUCUCCAGCUGAGGUCUCUCCCCAGGCUGCCACAACGAAUACUCAAGAUUCUGGCUGGAAAUUCUUGAGACUGUUUAAUGGACAUGUUUACAGUGGUGUGGAAACCUUGGGGAAGGAGCUGUUUAUGUACUUUGGCCCAAUAGCCUUACGGAUUCAUUUCGGGAUGAAUGGCUCUGUCUUGAUUAACCCACGUGAGUGUGAAAAUAGAGGUGGGGCUUCUCCGGCUUUGCAAGUGCAGCUCACCAGGGACUUGAUCUGUUUCUUUGACUCUUCAGUAGAACUCAGAAAUUCAAUGGAAAGCCAACAAAGAGUGAGAACGAUGGAAGAACUGGAUGUGUGCUCGCCAAAAUUCAGUUUCUCAAGAGCAGAAAGUGAAGUGGAAAAGCAGAGAGAUCGGAUGCUGUGUGAUGUGGUCCUGGAUCAGAGAGUGCUGCCUGGUGUGGGGAACAUCAUCAAAAACGAAGCUCUCUUUGACAGCGGUCUCCAUCCAGCUGUUAAAGUGUGUCAGUUGUCAGAGGAACAGCUCCAUCACCUUGUGAAGAUGGUCCGUGAGUUCAGCAUUCUCUUUUAUAAGUGCCGUAAAGCAGGAUCUGCCAUUUCUAACCACUACAGGGUUUAUAAACGCCCUACCUGUGGUCAGUGCCACUGCAAAAUUACUGUGUGUCGCUUAGGGGAGAACAGCAGGAUGACAUAUUUCUGUCCUCACUGUCAGAAAGAAAACCCUCAGCACAUUCAACUAUGCAAACUGCCAACGAGCAAAGCUGUAACCAGCUGGACUUGCAGGAGAAACGAUUGCCUGGUGGACUCAGUGGCUCGGAAAUGCGAAGAGGAGUGGUCCUGUGCUGUCUGCACCCUGGUAAACAAACCCUCUGCUAAGUCCUGUGAUGCUUGCUUGACCGCAAGGCCUGCUGAUUCGGUGCUCAAGAAUGGAGAGAAUUCCGUUGACUUUAGCAACUUAGUGAAGUACCCUUGUAAUAACUUUGAGAAUACACACAAAGAAGUGAAGAUCAACAGGAAAAGUGUAUUUGGUAGUACAACCCUUGUCCUGACUGAUUUCAGUAAUAAAUCCAGGACUUCGGUCAGAAAGAAAAGCCCAAACCAGAUAAUAGGUGGGGAAUUUCAAAACUAUCCUCCUGCAGACAUAUGUUUUAGUGAUCUACAGCACCCCUCCACAGAAGGAACAAACUCUAUCAUUCAGCCAGCCAACAAGGUAAACAUAUCACCUAUAGUUUGUGCCCACUCUAAAUUAUUUAGUUCAGCACAUAAAAAAUUGAAAACCGCUCACUCUUCAGAAGCAGACCUCACACGUUACAGCCCUGGACUUUCUAACAGUGGACUCCAACCCAAUACAGUGGAUGCUCCUCGCUCUAUAAAUGCUGGCACUCCGCGGUGCAAGAAGCACAACCGCCUUUGUGUUCUCCGUGUGGUACGGAAGGAUGGAGAGAACAAGGGGAGGCAGUUUUAUGCCUGCCCUCUGCCCAGAGAAGCACAGUGCGGGUUUUUUGAAUGGGCAGACUUAUCCUUCCCACUCUGCAGACAUGGCAAACGCUCCAUUAUGAGAACUGUGCUGAAGAUUGGACCUAAUAAUGGGAAGAAGUUUUUUGUAUGUCCUUUGGAGAAAGGAAAGCAGUGUAACUUUUUUCAGUGGGCAGAAAGUGGACCAGGAAUGGAAAUGAUUUCAGGAUGCUAAUAUUUUCUCUUUUUAAAAAAUGUCUGGCAUAUGAACUUCUCAGACUCACAAUGUUGAAUCCCCUUUGUUUAGUAGAGAGCUUAUAGAAUACCUGAGGUACAUAGAAAUUAAGAUACUGGAGUAUUUGAGAAGUAUUCUUUGUUUAGUAGAGAGCUUACAGAAUACCUGAGGCACAUAGAAAUUAAGAUACUGGAGUAUUUGAGAAGUAUUCUUUGUUUAGUAGAGAGCUUACAGAAUACCUGAGGCACAUAGAAAUUAAGAUACUGGAGUAUUUGAGAAGUAUUCUUUGUUUAGUAGAGAGCUUACAGAAUACCUGAGGCACAUAGAAAUUAAGAUACUGGAGUAUUUGAGAAGUAUUCUUUGUUUAGUAGAGAGCUUACAGAAUACCUGAGGCACAUAGAAAUUAAGAUACUGGAGUAUUUGAGAAGUAUUCUUUGUUUAGUAGAGAGCUUACAGAAUACCUGAGGCACAUAGAAAUUAAGAUACUGGAGUAUUUGAGAAGUAUUCUUUGUUUAGUAGAGAGCUUACAGAAUACCUGAGGCACAUAGAAAUUAAGAUACUGGAGUAUUUGAGAAGUAUUCUUUGUUUAGUAGAGAGCUUACAGAAUACCUGAGGCACAUAGAAAUUAAGAUACUGGAGUAUUUGAGAAGUAUUCUUUGUUUAGUAGAGAGCUUACAGAAUACCUGAGGCACAUAGAAAUUAAGAUACUGGAGUAUUUGAGAAGUAUUCUUUGUUUAAAUGCAUUCAUCACCUUCCCACUCAUUUUGUCAAAGUGGACAUGCUAUAUUUCACCAGGUGGACAGUACAUUCCCUUUAAACUGUAUA
Messenger RNA from Arvicola amphibius (Eurasian water vole), 2797 nucleotides. It is a transcript of the gene Neil3, whose product is annotated as nei like DNA glycosylase 3. The record is from RefSeq and is a predicted model, not a curated record. Gene Ontology annotation, cellular component: nucleus. Gene Ontology annotation, molecular function: DNA N-glycosylase activity; zinc ion binding; damaged DNA binding. NCBI's taxonomy places the organism in Eukaryota, Metazoa, Chordata, Mammalia, Rodentia, Cricetidae. Gene Ontology annotation, biological process: base-excision repair. Bases 128 to 1972 code for a protein of 614 amino acids. The transcript has 11 exons.